AUGUCCGAAGCUUGGAAAGGUUUGAUGAAUGUGAUGGAGAAAUUCAAGAUUGAAUGUUCUCAAGAUGUAAUGAAUGAAGUUAUGAUGUUUAGAUCACAAAAUCAAAGAUUUGGGUGUACUUUAGCUAAAAAGACUUAUGCUACCACUUCCCCAGGUAAAACAAGGAAAUUUGUGAUUCUUGAUGAAGAAGAUGAUGGUGAUGUGGACAUUGGUUCUUCUAUUUUUUUUGAAGUUGUUGGUAAUGAAGAUUCUCAUGAUGGUAGUGAUUUUGUGGAACCAAGAGUGUUUAUUGGUAAUGAGUACGACCUUGGUAAUGAAUGA
Messenger RNA from Oldenlandia corymbosa var. corymbosa, 321 nucleotides. NCBI's taxonomy places the organism in Eukaryota, Viridiplantae, Streptophyta, Magnoliopsida, Gentianales, Rubiaceae. The record is from the annotation of a GenBank genome assembly.